Messenger RNA from Theobroma umbraticum, 1536 nucleotides. Its product is annotated as clathrin light chain 2-like. The record is from RefSeq and is a predicted model, not a curated record. Gene Ontology annotation, molecular function: structural molecule activity; clathrin heavy chain binding. Lineage: Eukaryota; Viridiplantae; Streptophyta; Magnoliopsida; Malvales; Malvaceae. Gene Ontology annotation, cellular component: clathrin coat of trans-Golgi network vesicle; plasma membrane; clathrin coat of coated pit. Gene Ontology annotation, biological process: intracellular protein transport; clathrin-dependent endocytosis.
UCCAGGAUAAUCAAACACGUGGCGACACUCCAUUCAUUUAAACGUAGAUUCUUUCCAUUCGUUGAUCACCAUCUGGCAAUUGUUCGUCAGCACGAAUGUAACGUAUCAAAAGCAUCUGAGAUUCUGUUCUGUGCAAUCGCUCAUGGUUUUUAACUGAAGAAAAAUAUACAGAGGAAGAGAGAGAGGUUUACUGAAACCGCAGCGAUCGGUUAGGGUCGGGGGAGAGAAAGAAGCAUUUGAAAACGAUGUCGUCUCGUCCAUUCGACGACGAUGGCUACAUAGGCUACGACCCUCGCCUCGCUUCGCAGCGAUUCGAGUCGUACUCAAACUUCGAAACCGACUCGGUCAAGGACUCGGUUGCUGAUUCCCCUCCGAUGUUCAACAAUCAAUCAUACGGUACUGGAGAUGACGUGUUCGUAUCUCAACCGACGCCGGAAACACCUUCUCCACCGCCGAUCUACGGUAGUGGUGGCGGAUACUCUGCUUUCUCACCGGAGGAGAACGGGAAGGGAUUCAACGGAGAGUUUGGAGGACUGGAUGAUCCGAUCUUGCCUCCACCUGCAGAUAUGGAGCCAGAGGAAGGCUUUGCUUUGAGAGAGUGGCGCAGACAGAACGCGAUUCAGCUGGAGGAGAAGGAGAAGAAAGAGAAGGAGAUGUUGGAGCAAAUCAUAAAGGAAGCAGACGAGUACAAAGUUGAAUUCUAUAGGAAGAGAAGCACUGCUGUUGAAAACAACAAAGCCUCCAACAGGGAGAAGGAGAAGUUAUUCUUGGCAAGCCGGGAGAAGUUCCAUGCUGAAUCUGAGAAAAACUACUGGAAGGCAAUUGCAGAACUUAUCCCACAUGAGGUGCCAGCUAUAGAGAAGAGGGGGAAGAAAGAUAAAGAGAAGAAACCUUCCAUUGUUGUGAUCCAGGGACCUAAACCUGGGAAGCCAACUGACCUCUCGAGAAUGCGUCAGAUACUUGUCAAGCUAAAGCACAAUCCCCCUCCCCACAUGAAGCCCAAACCGCCACCACCAGCAGAAGCCAAGAAAGAUGCUAAAACCGGUACUCCUGCUCCCCCUGUGGCCCCUGGUGCUGGUCCCAGUGCUGCUCCCCCCAAGACAGCUGCUGCAACUACUCCAAAGACCGUUGCUGCUUCUUGAGAAUGAAGCUGCUGAGUAUUCAUGUGACAAGGGUGCAGAAUUUUCCUGUCCUUGACAUUAGUUUUCAAUCCCGUGGGCUCAACCAGAUGGCCCGCCUUGUUCGUUUCGGAAAGAAUAGCCUCCUACAUUGCGGCCGUCUUCGCUGAGCAGGACAAGCUGGGCGCAGUUACCGCCGCAUGUCGGAGGAAAGGAGUCUGAGGUAAAACAUAGACCGGUAAAUGCCAUCUGUUGGCGGCGCUUUCCAUCCAUAACAUUAUCACAUUUUCCAAUUUAUUAAACGGAGAAGGGAUAUAUGCACAGUUCGGAGCAAGUUCAUGGUUAUUACAGUUGAAUUAGGCAGUUCUUUCUCGACACAGUUAUAUGGGUAAACAUUAAUACGACAUUGUUAAUUAAA